Cladocopium goreaui is the source of this 2884-nucleotide messenger RNA. NCBI's taxonomy places the organism in Eukaryota, Dinophyceae, Suessiales, Symbiodiniaceae. The record is from the annotation of a GenBank genome assembly.
AUUCUACAUUGUCUUCUACAUCGCCAUGGGCAUCAUCAGUGUAGUCAUGGUCUUUAUCCUUUGGGGCUACCAUCGUUUCAUGAGCCGGCUCUCGUUCCCGCCAAAGCUCAUCGAUUUCCGCCACUGGGCCCUCUUCAUCGUGCCACAGUUGCGGGCCUUCAUCAUGGUGGGUGCGAUUUGCUUCACCCCUGUCUUCAUAGGAGUGGGCUUGAUUCAGGGUGAGACCACUCCAGGGAACACAAUGCCUUGGAGUGAUUGCAAACCAGCAGAUCCCAAGGAAGAAUGCGUUUUGGGCAUCUUCGAAUUGGUGACGAGUUCCUACAACGGGGAGAGCGAAGUCAGCAAGACUAUUCCAGGAGAGCGACGAACAGGGCGCGUAGGUACUUUCAUGGUGUGCCUGGCCGGCUAUGCAAUUUCGGCCUCUUUGAAGCUAUUGGUCCCACCUAGCUCCAGCAGCUACUACAAGCGUGAGGACAAAUCUGGAGCAAAUCGCCUGAGGGAGCUCAUCAAUGAGGAGCAAGCUGAAGAGGCUGAGAAGGGUGAGCGCAGCGAUGCGGACACUGAGGCCCAGACAGAGGUUAUACCAGAGGAGGAUCCGGAGAUGCCGCCCAUUUUCACCACACACCUUUGGAAGAGGUCGGCCUUGGCGCUCUUGGUGUACAUCAAUGGGGCCUUGCAGAUUUGCCUCCUUCGUUGCGCCUUCUCAGACAUGUACAAAGACAAUAUCCAGUUCUUCCUCUUCACAUUGUUCGUCAUUCGAAUCACCAUCAAGGUGGCCUUCACAAGCUUUAUGUGCGAGCUGAUGCUCACUGUGCCAAUUGCCAUCACAAAUCAGACCUUGGCGGUUUUCACGUUGCUUGCUGCCCCGACUCUAUUCGAUUUCCUUGUCAUGUACGUGGCUCUUAUUGGUCUCCAGUUCAUGGAACGCAUCUAUAUUGGCCCCAAUGAGGAUGUCGUGAUGGGGAAGCUGGCCGUUUGGAAACGGACCUUGGAUCGAUACAUGGCCUCUUUGAACGCAGCCAGACCGAAACGGGCUGAUGAUGAUGAUGAGUCAGACGAUGACCAGAAGAAGUUUGAGGAUGCAGACGAGAUGGAGCUGGAGGGAGAGACGGAGGAAAUGAUUUCAUUCCUGGCCACCAUCUCUGCUGACUCCGUGGCAAAUUUGGUCGUUCCUACCUUUUAUGUGUUCUGUAUGUGGAUGUUCAACGAGUCGAAAAUCCUCACCAAUUUCAGGAUUCCUGAGCACAAUGCUAGUUUCUACUUGUUGUUCUAUCUUCUGAUGUACCCGUUCCAAGUGAUUGCGGACCGAAUUUGUGUGAACAUUGCAGAGUGCUAUCAUGGUUGGAAAGUGACAGAUUAUCUUGAGUACUGUUCUUAUCGGUUCAUCAUAAGAACCACUGAUUGGAAGGGAAGAGACAACAUCUUGGAUCAGACCCUGUCACCGCAUGUGCGGUCAAUUGACCAGAUGUGCUUCUCAGAUCAGUUCUACUUCGUGAAUCUGCUGCAGACCGUGGGCGUUAUGUCGCUGAUCUUUGGAAUGCAGGUCACCUUCGAAGCGCAGUGGAACAUGUUCGAGGAUCCAGCCACACCAGCUGUUCUGGCAUAUGCUAUUUGCCUCUGCAAAGGCACUAGCGCCAUGACGGGUGUCUCAGCUGGCUACCUCAAGAUUUGGGUGGUGCGUUAUAAAACGUGGGCCGAGUCUGGAUACCAGCAAGCUUUGGCAAAGAAGAUGCAGGCAAUGUCAGCAGGUACAGCAGAUGAGAAGCCUCCGCCGCCUCCAGCAGGUUCUGCACAUGAUGGCUGGCCUGAGCCGGCGCAUUACGACAAGACUGGCAUGGAGAGGUAUAGAGUGGCCUUCUUGGCAGAGAACCAACUCUGGCUGCAAGUAGCAGUUUCUGAAAUGAUGGACAAGAAGACGCUUGAGAGGCACAGGCAGGACCUCUUGGACGGUCUAGCAGGUAUUGUGAACGAGGUGGCGCCAAAGGAUUAUGCGCCCGAGGGCACCGAUGCUGUGGAAAAGGAGAUGUUCACCUUCGGUGGCGCUCCACAAAUGGACUUGGCGCGCGCUGCGUCAGAGGUGCAAAGAGAGACCUACGAGAAUUCGGCCCUGAGGCAGCUCAUGAGGAUGUGGCGAGAGCGUGCACAGUUCAUGCUCUUCCUUCAGCAGGUCUCAGCCAUGGUCAAGCUUGACAACUAUCAGCGUCGCGAUGCCUGUGAAAUCUGCGGUAAGAGCAAAGAAAUGUCACCUUUGGUGGUGCUCCCGAUCUACACGCUGUUGCAUUUAGCUUCGCUGUACCGUGAGCAACGGGAUAUGUCUCCUUUGUGGAACACACCGCUUUGGAAGCACUUCUACCAGACCUUCACGCCCACAUGUACUCUUUGCGAGGCGUGCGCCCGCUACUACCACAAGCGCAACACCAACAUCCCAGUGAAUGAGAAGAGGUAUCAGCGCUUGCAGGCAAAGAAGAAGAGUGCAUACGAAAUGGUGAGGAGCAGUGAAUACCCUGUGAUCACCAUGGAGCCAGAAAUGAAGCAGGUUCUGAAUCUGUGGCUCGAGUGGACCAGAUGCAUUGUUCGAGAAGAGCGACCACAAGACUUUUUGCCUCGCUUCGGUAUUGACGGCCGUACAAUGCAGGAGAUCCGAAAGGAAUUGCUCGACAAGGCGGCUGUUGUGGAGGCAGCAAGAGAUGAUGAUGACAUCAAGGAUCCAUUGCUAAUCGAUUUGGACGCUGACGACAUUCCAGAGAAGGCUCCUCUGAAGGUGCCCAAGUCCUUGACUUGGUCAGAAGCCUCCAUCAUGCGCUCCUGGUUGCAUCGUGCCAGAGACAGCCUUCAGGCAGAGCAGACAGUUGUGCACAGAGGAAUUGUCACAAUGUUCUUCUAG